AUGGCCGACAAGGGCAAGGGCGGCGACAAGGGAAAGGGCAAGGGCGCCAAGAGCAAGGGGAAAGGACCACGACCACACGCCAACCACUAUUACAUUGAUGGGAAAGUGUAUGAUUUCAGCGAAUGGAAGAACAUCCACCCUGGUGGCCCAGCUUUCUUCGCAGUGUCCUACCAGCGCGACAUAUCCGCCGCCGUCCACGCCUAUCAUGCGUAUCCGGAGAGGCUCACCCCCAUCCUGGAGAAGUACGAGGUGAACAUGGCAGACUUUGACAACAAGGAGCCCCGAGAGAUCCUCACGCAGGACAUGAACGCCCCGGCUUUCAUCUUGCCGCCGAACUUCGAUGCGCGCCGCGAUGUGCCUACCUACGACUGGGACAAGCCAUUCAUGGGCAAGCUGCGGAAGAAGCUGUUCACCCCAGAGAUGCAGCGGAAGAUCCGCGCGGCCGACAAGGCUUUCGACGUCACGGCCGCGUGCCUCCUCGCCGUCCACGUCUUCGUCAGCUUCCCUGCCCUGUACCUCAAUAUCCUGCCUGGCUGGCUCUGGAUCGUCCUGCAGUUUCUCACGCGCACCUCGCUCGCGGGCGUCGGGCAUUACUUCUGCCACCGGAAAGCGGGAGACGGGCAGUCCGGGUGGGGCCUCUAUUUGUUCGACAUGCAGUAUGUGGGCGCCAGCACCGUGCUGUCCGACGGGCACGUCAUGCUCCACCAUUUGUACACGGAGACGCCAGCAGAUGUCAAGCGGACGGUGUUCAAUUUCAUGAUCACCAUCCCGCGCCUCUUGCGGGUUCCGCUCUUCACCGCCCAGAAAUUCGGCGAGUUCUUCACCGGCCACCUGCUCCGGCAGAAGGACUACGCGACUGCGUACGAGCACGGCUUCUGGAUGCGGCUCAAGAUCGGGUGCAAGAAGAUGUGCAAGGGAAAUCGCGGCAUCCACUCGCUGAUGGUUGCUGAGUUCUUGUGGGCCGCCCUCUGCAGCAAGAUUCAUCUCUGGUUCUUGCAAUUUUUCUUUGUGGUUUGGAUCAGCAUCUUCCAGAUUGUGGCGUCGCACGAUUUCGAAGUGGUCAGAGAGGACCAGGAGUACAAGAAUUUGGACUGGGGCAUUUUCCAGAUCCAGCACGCCCUCGACACGUACGUUACUGGCAUCAAGUAUAUCGACAUUUUCUUGUCGGCCGGGCUGAGCUGCCACCGGGCGCACCACGUACUCCCAUACCAGAAGUCGGGCUUCGCCAACAUCGUCUCGGAGGAGUGCGUGAAGGAGACAUGCAAGGAGUUCGGGGUGGAGUGGGCGCCCGCACGCAACCUGAUUCUCGAUCGCUUCCUGCCGCUGAUGUUCCACUACCUCACGGUGCCAGCGCAGAUCCCCGCGCACCCGAAGGCCAUCAUCAUUGGCGGGGGCGGCGUGAAGGGCUUCUUCCUCGAGCACCUGCAGCCCGAUGUCAUCAUCAAGGGCCUCAAGGACGUGGCGCGGGGCUUCUCCGGCGCGUCCAUCUGA
This is a messenger RNA of Prorocentrum cordatum, 1491 nucleotides long. Lineage: Eukaryota; Dinophyceae; Prorocentrales; Prorocentraceae. The record is from the annotation of a GenBank genome assembly.